This is a messenger RNA of Aspergillus japonicus CBS 114.51, 412 nucleotides long. RefSeq lists its product as uncharacterized. The record is from RefSeq and is a predicted model, not a curated record. Lineage: Eukaryota; Fungi; Ascomycota; Eurotiomycetes; Eurotiales; Aspergillaceae. The transcript has a single exon. Bases 126 to 344 code for a protein of 72 amino acids.
GACAACCGGCCGAGAUGUGAUAGAUCGCCGCUUGGCUGGGGAGUUCGAGUCAGAGAAUCCAGCCAUCUACUUAGGAGGCAAGCAGGUAGACAGGGAAGACGGGUUCAAAAACGUGGAUAGAAUGGAUGGUGAUGAGUACGCUCAAAGAUAGGAAGAAAUCCAAGCCAAGAAGAAGAUCGACAGCGCAGCGUCAACGGGAGGCCCGCCGCCAAGCUUCACGGUGGCUGUGGCCGACUGAUAAGAAGAGCCGGAAAAAGGGGGAUGGGAUCAUUGGAGUCAAUCAAUUGAGUUUAUUUGUUUCAUGGUUUCAUGGUCGAAUCAUCCAGCAUCGCAUCUGGGCUUGAGUGUGUCUGUGCCGGUUGAACCAAAGUUAAGGGAAAGGGAAGAGCGGGAAAGUGAGGUUUAGAGCCGG